Molecule: messenger RNA, 10711 nt
Organism: Lytechinus pictus (painted urchin)
Lineage: Eukaryota; Metazoa; Echinodermata; Echinoidea; Temnopleuroida; Toxopneustidae
Product: nuclear receptor coactivator 6-like
Exons: 5
Coding region: 147-7406 (2419 amino acids)
Biological process (GO): positive regulation of transcription by RNA polymerase II
Cellular component (GO): histone methyltransferase complex; transcription regulator complex; nucleus
Source: RefSeq, a predicted model, not a curated record
GGUCAAAGGUCACCAUGUCCAUGGCGUACGUGAAGAUUCUGAAUUAGUCUUUGUCGGUCGGAGCUGAGAAAAGAACGGAAAACAAUGAUUUGCUUUCGAAGCCUAAUUCUAACAGACCAUUAACCCACAUUGAUUUGGAAGCCAACAUGGGCUCCUUAGAUAAGCUUGUUGUGACAUGUCAAGGGCAUUACAAUGAUCCUGAUCUUCAUUUCAAGUUACACUGGCUCAUUAAACAACUUUCUACCAUAACAGAAACAGAAACAUUAUCUGUUCAUAAAGUGGAGCCAUGGAACAGCAUCAAGGUGACAUUCAACAUUCCACGCCAUGCUGCCACUCACCUACGUUCACUUGCUCAAAAUGGAGAUCCAUCUCUAAGAAACCUUGGAAUUCUUUCUGUUCAACUGGAAAAUGGAAAUGUUAUUGACUUGAAUACAGGACCGCCACCUCCACCACCACCACCUGCACCAGUUACCCAUCAGCUACAACAACAACAGCCACAACAUGUUCAACAGGCUCAGCAAGCACCGCCACAGCAACAGCAAAUUCAGCAGCAGCAUCAGCAGCAGCAACAGGUACAGCCACAGCAGUUUCAGCAUCCACAAAUCCAGCAGCAGCAGCAACAACAACAAGUAGCACAGGUUCAAUUGAAUCAGAAUGGAGCUUUUCCAUCCAUUCUUGGGCAAAAUCAAGGAAUAGGCAUGAAUGUAAAUGCCUCCCCUCAGGCAAUGGCUUCCAGAAUGGGCAUGACACCUUCUCCUGGACCAAUGGUUAUGCAGGGGAAUUCUGUUGUACCUCCUUCUCAAUCUCCUGUACCUCAGGGCAUGAAUAGAGGAUAUAGUCACAGCACAAACCAAUACCAUCAAAGAGGGGGCUUUCCGCCAAGAGCAAGUACCCCAACAGCUCAGUCAAUGUCUCCCAAUCCAAUGAGUUCAAUGGCAACUUUGGCGCAAGGACAUAACAUACCUCCUAAUACCCAUCUCACCCAAAGCAGUAUGAUGCAGGAUAAUAACCAGCAAGGAAAUAUGUUCCCUUGGGGUCUAACUGGUUUUCCGCAGAGAGGACAGCAACAUCAACAACAGCAGCAACAACAACAGCAACAGCAGCAGUGGAAUCAAAUGCCAUUCCAGCCUCAGCAGACCGCACAGCAGCAGCAACAACAGCAGCAGCAGCAGCAGCAGCACUUGCCAUUUUCCAUGCAUCAAGGAAUGGGCCUUGGAAUGGACAUAACUGCAAAUCAAACCCUACCUAGCUCAAUGGGCAACAUUCAGCAGCCUGGGAUUCCGACACGGCCUCCUCCACCUCCAGCUCAAGUGAAAAAGCCAGCCCCAAAGAAGAAACGCAAGAGCAAGAAAAAGCAGAAUCAUCCUCAAAUUCCACUGCCUCCUCCACUCAUGCCACCAGACCCACAAACUAUGAAUAAUCCCCCUCCGCCCCUUCCAUCUCAAGAUCCGCUUCAGCAAAGUAAGCCAUCCAAUCUAGCUUUGCCACCAAGUCUCAUGAAUAACCCACUCAGUCCAGAUACACCUGUGCAGUCUAGAUUAAUGCAACCUUCUCUGCAAUCAAGUGCAAUGCAUAUAUCAACAUCAAUCUCAACAUCAGCUGGAACAGUUCCAGAAUCUCUUCCCUUUUCUCAAUCGCAAGUAACAACUGCAAUGUCAACAUUCCCUUUCUCUGAUGCUACUGGUUCCAAAUUGUCAAUUCCACAAGGAACAACAAUCCAACAGAGCCAGGCAGGACAGGCUCAGGUUGGACAGUCUGAAUUAUUGUUUACUCAAAACCAGCAACUCCAAUUGCCUUCGUCACAUGGACAGCAAACCCAAGUUACCAACACGCAGCAAAACUUUGUUCCAGGACAUCACUUAUUAGGACAUCAUGGCAAGAAGCCUGCAACUGCCUCUUUGACAAGCCCUUUGCUUGUGAAUCUCCUACAGAGUGAUAUUACGGCCACACAGUUCUCAUUUGCUUCAGAAGAGAUAAAGAAUACUAAUGCUUUAACAGUAACCUCAGGAGGUUCAGCAACUUCAAGAAACGAUCAUACGUUACAGCAGUUGCAGCAACAUUUGCAACAGCAACAAAUUCAACAACAACAAUUACAGCAGCAGGUGCAUCACCAACUUCAACAGCAGCAACAGCAACAACAAUUACAACAAAUCCAGAAUCAGCACCCUCAGUUACAAAACUUGAAUCCUCAGCAACAACAGCAACUACAGCAACUCUUCUCUAAUUCAGGACAACCACAGGCAACCAAUGUUCCUGGUCAAUCACCAUUUCCUCAACAGGCCCAUGCCAAUGUAUCAAACCAGAGUAAUGCCCCCUACUCAAUGUCCUACCCUCAGCCAAUUUUCAGCACACCACCUAUCCAGAUGGGUUCUGCAGGUCCUACAUCUACUAGUAGUUUACCUGUUUCAACAUCAACCGAGAAGAUAACGUUAUCAACCACAGCAGGAUUCCCUGUAUCAUUGCCAAACAAGAUAGGACCUAGUUUACCAAGCUAUCCUCCUGCUAGACCAGAGUUAAGAGCUGUUCCUCGUGGACCAAGUCCUAGAAUGACCAAUCCUGUGCCAUCCUUACACUUUGAUCCAAGUAGGACACAGUCACCACAGGUACCUCCGUCAGUUGCUGCUCUUAUAGCAGGAAGGUCACAAUCCUCAUCUCCUCCAGGAGUAGGACCUAGACAGCAGACACCUCCUAUUGGAGGAAGAAUGGCAUCAGGAUUUUUGCCGACAACCAUCGCAACACCCAAUAUUACUCCGGAUAUUUCCAAAACGACUGCAUUUCAACAUCCAACUCCCAUUACAGUAUCUGGUAGUACAUUAUCUGCAGCAAGCACCACUGCUCCUCCAUCAACUGCAUCACAGGUCCAGAGCACAGCAGGUAGCAUCAUACAGAGCUCUAUUCCCAAACCAGGAAAUGACUCAAUUAAACCAGCUGCUGGAGAGGAAAAGAUGGAAGAAGAUCACUCUUUUGAUGAAGAAUCUGCAAUGGCAUCCAUGACAGAAGCAGAGAGAGAUACGUAUGCAAUGGCAGCAAGGAUUGUUCAAGAAGUGAAAGAAGAAGAGGAGCAAAAGUUCAAAAUGAUUACUCCAACUGUAAAAACAACAGCUCUCUCAAAGAAGAAACAGAAAACUAAAACUCAUCUGCUUUCUCAAGCUUCAGAAAAAAUAACUUCCCCAAUGAGCCCUAAUCCUCCAGCUCCUCCACCUCCUCCAAGUACCAGAGAACUGUUGGGUAACAUCUCUCAUCCCAUUAGUGGAGGACAAGUUCAUAAAGGAGAGACUCAUACUUCUAGUUAUCAAAAUAUUCCCUAUUCCAGAGGAUUCCUUGGAGGAACAAAUUUUCCCCCGAGUGGAGCACCACCAACAAGCAGUACAUCAUCUCAAGGGCUGGUUCAACGAUUUGCAGGAAGCCCCAGAGGCAAUAUGACUGCCCCUCCUCCGCGCAUGGCAGCUCCACCCACAGUCACUUCUACUCAACAAAUUACUGGGCAGAAUGUGAAUGUACCUGUAACAUCCAUGCAUGCUGGUGGGAGCGUGGUAAAUCCGGUCAUUGGGCAAGAGAGUGAUCUGAAUUUUAGUCUGUCUUCUUCAGCCAAAAGUCUACCACAACCUGCAACAAUGACUUUGACAUCCACCCCAGCAUCGACCGAUGGUAUUCAGACAAUCGAUAGAAUGGUAGACUUAAGUAGGCAAAUGGGAUUUGGUUCCAUGAGUGUUGCUGAUCAAGUGCUUGGUGCUCAGUUACAACAGAUGGCGAAAACAGAAUCACUUUCAUUUCCUCCUGGAAAUCAGCUGUACCCUUCUCAGGGUACACCUCAUCAAAUGAAUCCUGCAGUGGCUAGUCCAUCCACAACUCAAAGCAUGUUACCUCCAUCUCAAGCACAAGCACAAUCAGACUUCUCUGGCAAUCAACCUCUCAACUGGCCCCUUGGCUUGCCACCUUCAUCAUCAACAAGUAUGACAUCUGAAGGGCUUCGUUUCAUGGAAAAACUGGCCAAUAAUCCAAGAGAAAGCCAGUUGAUGAGGACAUCAUCAAAUCCUCCUUUGUAUGGCGCACAAGGGAGUGAACCAGGAGGGAUUGAAAAGAAAGAUGAUAAAUCUCAUCUGAAGGCUUUGCUGAGUGAAAUCAAUGUACUCCCUCAAGUACAGAGUGCUGCAACUACAUCAAUAGCUGCACAACAACCUGUAACAUGUGUAACAGCUUAUUCAUCGGUACAAGGGCAGAGCAUGCAGCCUGUAAUCUCAAGGGUAGGAGCCCCCAUGCAAAGACCAACAGAAAGUCAACAUAAAGCUGAGAGCAGAUCUGAAGUUAAACAGUUAUUACAAGAAGACAUAAUGAUGAAUAUUGGACACACAGUAGCACCAACCCAAGUAGAUUCUGCAAAUACCACAGGAAGUGCUGUUGAAGAACCAUCCAUUAGUAGAUCAUGUGAUUUGGGAAGUGUAGUUGUUAAAAAAGAAGGUCAUGAGCAAACUCUCAAACAAGAUGAAAUGCCUAUCCUAAAGCCUUAUGGAGACUUGUCAAGUCAAAUGCAGAAUACCAUACAGAUGCCUAAAUUAGCAGGAACAGGAACAGCAACUGGGUCUUCUGAUCCAAACCAAGCAAUAACACAAGGUGUUCAACAAAUAGCAUCUCAACAAAAUGUGCCUGCAACAAUAUCAGGUUCUAUCCCCUUACAAUCUCCUGUUACCAAUCAGCAAAUGAGGAAAACACCCCCAGCAACAAUUGCAUUGACCCCUUCAGAUAGCCUUCACAUUUCUACUGCUGAGCAGCCAAAAAUGCAGGGGCAAGAUAUUCACCCUGUUCCAGGGGUGUCACCAACCAACCAAAGUGGGCUUCCAACAAUCCCUGGUGUGUCACAUGUGGGAGAUCCUUCUAUGGAACAGGUUUCAAAAGUGCAAUCCUCAGAGGCAAAGUCCCCUGGGGCAUCAGCUGAGCGAAGUGUAAGACGUCAAAGAAGUAUCAGCCCCCAGAGUGAUCGACCCUUCAGCAGUGCAAGCGCAUUAUUGAGUUCUAUUGCAAAGUCUGCCAGUGGUAGAACAGUUUCUGGAAGUACAGAAAAACUCUCUUCCUCAGGAAGCAGCGUAGGAAGUGGUGGUGGGAAACAAUCACCUGUUAUUUCAGAGCCACUCAGUAUUUCUUCAUCUCCAACUCAAGCACCAUCAGUGUCCUCGCCUAUGCCAGUUUUGCAGCCUCAACUUGCUGAAGCUCUUGGAAGUAUACCUGACUCAGCUGACUUAACUAAACUUGCCACAUCUGCCAUUCGUGGUUUGAGUCCACCCCGCAUUCAUGAGGAAGAAAUCAAACCACCCCCUCAACACACAUUGGACUUUCCUGCUCUGAAGCAGCGUAGGAGGCGCUCAUCCAGUGGUAGAUCAUUGACCCCACCUAGAUCAGGAACACCUCCUUCAAGCUACAGACAAGGGAUAAUGGGUAGUUCCACUCUGAUGAGAGGGGGUACACCUCCUGCACAGACUGAUAGGAGACACUCACCUACAGUUUUAGGAGAAGUCAUGGGUGGUCCUGCGCAUGGUAUGAGGUCUUUGAUGCCAGUAUCUCAGAGAAUGAUGUCCCCUGUUAAUGAAUAUGGCCCUUAUGGCGGACAUAUGAUGAAGAAUAUCCAUCAACAUCAUUCAUUUCAAGAACAAUUUGCUGGGCAGAUGCAUGGUUCUUCAAAUCUUCCACCUGGCUUAAUGGAAUUACAAGGACAGCAUCCCAUGUCUCCACAUUUCAUGGGAGGUGGAUUACCUGGAACUAAUGUUCAGCACUCCUCUCAGCCUGUUACAACCUCACUGCAGCAAGGGCAAGCUGCUCCACAUCAGCUUGCAUCAAAUGUGACAGAGCCUGCUACAAUGAUUCAUCCAAGUGUGACCACACAAGGAAUGAUGCAAAGCCACCCUUCAAAUGUACACCAGUCAUAUGCUAGAGGACCUGCAGGCAGUCCGAGAUCAGUCCAGUUCGAUCCAUCGUCAGUACCUCCGGGGGGAUCUCACACUUCACAGCAGCUUCCAGGAAAUAUUGAGAGUGGAGCCAUGCAUUUACAAAGUCAAAAUGAGGCACUGGCAAGUAAAAUCGGUCAACAGCAGAGUGUUAUGCAACAGGACUGGUCCCAGCAAAGUGAUUCCAGUAGAAGCCUUGGUGUUCAAGGCCAACUACCCACACAAAGCCAGGUUCAUAUGCCAAGAUCUUUGCCUGUAGCAAAUUCAACGCUUAUGUCAACUCAAUCAAAUCAGCAAGGACCAGCUAUUAAUGUUGCGCCUGUUGCAACAUCAGGUUCAGCAAUUCAGUCAUCUAUGAAUCCUGUACAAAGUACAGUUCCAGAAGCUGCAGUUACUUCUUCUCAAGUUACUGCAUUUUCUGUGAAAAAUACUAAGAACAUUACAGUACAUCCUUCUGCUUUGCCUCCAAAUCCUAAUGUGUCUUCUGUUCAACAAAACUUUGCAACAGCAAGACAAGAUACCAAACCUUCUAUUCCAAGUAGUACAUCAGCCCCUGCUCAGCAUCAUCAGACUUCAGGAACUCUCAGUUCUGCAAGUACUGUUCUAGAUGCCAUCAACAAAGCCCAGGUCACUCCAGAACUCUUUCCACCAACUUCGCUAACCACAACCACCACCAUAUGUCCUGAAACUCAAGUGACGAGUACACCAAUUUCUGAAGCAGCAAUACAACCUGUGCUUCCAGUGCUACAGUCAGAUGGGCCACCAACCCCUGUCCAUAUGGAAUUAGGAAAGGACCAGCCUGCCAUCACAAAUGUCAGUAAAUGUGAAGAAGAGCCAACUUUACCAGUAUUGACAAGAGAGAUGAGUGACCCUAGUUCCAGUGCUGAUAAAGAGAGCACUCUAUCCAAAGCGCCCACCUCUGUGCAAGGUAGUGGAACCCCUGAAAUACCUACUCUAUCAUCAGAAAGCAAAGACAAAGAUGAUUCAAAGACACCAUUUGACACUCCAAAACAUACAUCCCUUGAGAUGUCUGAGGAAUCUGCCAAAGCACCAGAGAUACAGCUUCCUGGAGCCAAAGAGACAGCAUCAUCCAGUGAGGGUUUACUACUUAAAGAUGUGUCACUUCCAGACCAUGAGGACACGGAUUCUACAAGCUCCCGUUCAGAAACGCCUAAAUCAUACCUGUCUGAACCAACUACCGAGGAUACUUCUCCAAGCAUUAGGACACGUCGGUCUGGUCGCAAGUCUCCAGGGGCGGCCACCACACCAGGUGUAGAAGGUGGUCCAAUGGGAACUAGAACCAGAAGCUCAAGUGGAUCUUUAGUUUCUCCUUCUGAUAAAGAUGGUGAUGGGAUGUCUGAUCAGGAUGGUGUGACUACACGGAAAAGGAGUAUGAGACACAAUGCAAAGGCGGAGAUGUACUAUGGGCCUAUCCCUGCUUACAAGAGAAGAAAGACCAAUCAGAAAUGAAUACAAGUUUCAAGAUGAGGCUGAAUUAGCUGAGGAUUCAGAACGUUCACACCUUUUCCACAAUACAGUUUUAAAGACUUAAUUCAUUCACAUCCCUUAGAAAUGCAUUUUGAUUUUAUAGCACACCUUUUGUGGGUUGUAAGACUUCAUUUUUGUGAAACCAGUCCCAAGGUGUUUUUGUGAGGAUGAAGUGCAGAGGUCAAGGCACUUUUAGCUGAUGUGGAAUCUUUUCAAAAGAAAUUUCCCGCAAAUGUGAUGGAUUGAAUUUGAGAUGCAAAGUUACGAUAUUGCCUAAAAGCUUAUCUAGACAAUUAAUUAGAAUAUUAUGAAACUGCAGGGGUGGCACCAGUGGUGACGGGCAACCACCCCCCCCCCCAUGAUUUUUCAAGUAGUAAAAAAAAAAAUCUUAUAAAAAAAAGAGUGGAAGAAGUAAGCAGAAUAUACAGGUCCGGGCCAUGUAACUCUAAUUUUGAGGGCAUCUUACCUCCUCCCCUCUCAUCAAAACAUCCUGGCACUGCCCCUGUGUAAGUUAUUAUGAUUUGCUACUUACAUGUACCAUGGCAAAGUAAAUAGAUGGUCUUGAAUUAAUGAUGGCAAACUUACAUGUAUCUUAAUAACCAUAUACUGGUAUAUGAUAAAGCAUGAUACAUGUACAUCAUGGUCAAUAUCAUUUGGGCGUUAGUGUAUGGGAAACUUUCAUCAGAGAAUUUGUUUCCAUUUGGAAGUUUAUCUGCCCAGAGGACCAUAGCUAUGCAUGGUUUUAUGUAUGACUUGUGACCCUCUCUUAUACUGGAUGCCAUAUCAGGGAAUAAUUUUGCUUUAUAAAUUUGAAUAGCAUUUUUGGUCAUAAAUGAAACACUCUCAACUAAGCAAUGUACAGUCCUAUGUAAAAAUAUGUUAUACAAAAGACUUUAUGCAUAGCAGUCUUUCAAAAAUGUGGAGCAAAUUGUGAUGCGAUACCAGGAAAAUGAUUCCCUGUAAGUUCAUACAUCGCUGACUUUCAUGAACGGCUUGAUUUACAUUUCCCAUGACAGAAAACACAUGUUAUGCACUGUACAAUGUAUAUACCACACAUCAUAUCAGUCUUCAAGAGACUGAGGAUGAGGUGAUGAAUGUCUUUCACUUGGACAGCUACUUCAGCUGACACACCUCUUAUGUAAUGUUAUUGCACUUAUUUUCAGCUUUUUUUAUUCAAAAUUCUGGUGUCAGAAAAUUGCAACACUUUUUCCAUGAAAGCUGGAUGUUCCCCAAAUCAAAGCACGUCAUGAAAGUCAUGAAAGUCCCAACUAAUGAGACAUUGGUUGAUAUCAUUUUUUUUUUUUGGUUCUGGUGUUGGCAUUGGCAGCAUAGUUCAGAUUGCUUUCCUUUGCUUUUAUGCCUAAUGAUAGUGUACAGAAAUGGUCCAAAUUACAUGAGCUCAAUAUCUUGAGGUUUUUUCCAAGACCGGCUUCAUUUCAAAUUUUGUGCAGUGCUGAAAAUUUAUCACAACACCAACACUGAAAGGUCGACACCAAACGUUGUACGGCCUUUGUAUACUGAAAAAACUGUCUUAAGUCUUGGGAUUUAAGAUACUGUAUUGGAAAUUGAUAAGAGGUUGAAUUAAAUCUCUUCUUUGGACCACAAAUAUCUGUUCAACUUCAAGGGGGAAAGCUGAACAUUUGAAUAGGCUAUUAUUUGUCUUAUCAAUGGAUGAUGUAAAAGAAGCGGUGACAUUGUUGUAUUUGAUUAUUUUUUUAUCACCUUGAUGAAAGUUAUUCUUAUUGCAUCAGAAAUAGCCCCUGUAUUAAGACUAUUGGAUUUCAGAAUUCAUGUGUCAAAUUAUAAAAUAACAUGAUUUGCAUGCCCUUGUGAUUUGCUAUUAAAUGUAUACCCAAAACUUGGUCCAAUUAUUUUUUAAAUGUGUACAGGCAGUGUUAAUAGCUCCAUGUUUAUACAUACAAAUAGACUAUUUGGAUUUCUUGACCAAAUCCGUUUCUAGACAUUGUUAACAAAAUGGUGCCAAGUAGUAACAGGGAUAUUGAAACUUAUCAUCCCCCAUUGUAGAAUUGGUUAAUAAUUUUGUCGGCGGUCGUCCAAACCGUCGUAUCACACAUAUGACGGUGCAAACCCAUUUCAGAGAAAAUCGACUUCAAAGUUUACUAUAAUUUUGGAAAGACCAAGACAAUUGCUUGACAUUGCUAUCCUUAUUUUUACAUAAAACCAAUGAUCUGAGAAAAUAUCACAAAAGAGCUACAUGCUUGUAAUUUUGGUUUGAGCAGCUUAGAUUUUCCCUGUACAAAAGCGUCAUAGGGAAAAAGCGAUCAGUCAAAACGCUUUUUGACUGAAAUCGCGAUCAGUCAAAACGUAUCACUCUGUUGCUCUGAUACAGUACACAUUUCCAAUGGGAUUUGCGCAUUUGCAAAUUCCCUCAUAUCUCAGAAACUAAAAUUACUGCCUAGAAAUUUAGUUAUGAAUUAGAAUAGAAUAGGACUUGUACUUUCCAUUUUCUGCAAAAAUCCCAAAAUCAAUUUUUUUUUUAACCAAAAUUGACUGAUACGAUGGUUAGGAUGAACGCUGAUGGUUUGUAUCCAUUUAUAUGUUUAUGGUAUUCUUAAGUCUGUAUACUUACAUAACUAGAAUGGAUAUAAAAUCCUUAUGAAUCUAUUUUUAUUUGUGCAUACAUAAUGUUUGAUAACAUAUCAGAUUGUGAAGAGAAAGAGAUAGAAUGCCUACAAAGGUGUAUUGUAAAUAUUUUGUGUUGGCCAUGAAAUCAUGAAAUUCUGAUUCGAAUGCUAGAUAAGCAAAUAGAAUAUUAAAUCAUUUUUGCAUUUGUUUUCAUUUUGUAUUAUUGAGUUUUUUUUAUCCAACAAAACAGUAAUAAAAUGGGCUCAAUGAAUAGGGAAGGUUGAUAAAGCUUUUGAAUUAAAGGAAUCAUGAAACUUUCUUGUCAAAAAAAAAGGAGAAGAAAAUUGAGAAGAGUAUUCAAAGGAAGAAAAUCAAGCUAAAAUUUAGUAGAAUAUAAUUGAUAUAUGUAUGUAUUAUUAUAUGUGUGGUCUUUCUAGAUUUGAAUGUUUUUUGUUUCAUGCUAUGUCCUCACUGAAAUGUUAUUUUCUCUUUAAUAAUACAUUGAUAUUAUUAUUAUAAUUAGCACAGUGUUUUAUAUUUGUGGUGCAUGUUAAUAAUCUGUGAAUUGUAUUUGCCAUUUAAAUCAUUCACUCUGUAAAGAGUGAAAAGAUUAUUAUUCGUAAGGAAGCACAAAAAGUGCUAGUUAUUUUGUCAAUGUGAAAUAUUUUUUUUCAAUAAAAUGUUUCUAUAAAAGUAUGAAA